Molecule: messenger RNA, 252 nt
Organism: Hepatospora eriocheir
Lineage: Eukaryota; Fungi; Microsporidia; Hepatosporidae
Source: the annotation of a GenBank genome assembly
AUGAUAGUAAAUGUGAUUAAAUUCAAAAUAUCAUAUCUAGUUAUUUUAAAACAUACAGAUAAUUUUUUAUCAUUAAAAGUAGAUUUAAAACAUGUUUUAAAACUCAUAAUUGUUAGAACUAAGAAUAUCAAAGUCUUAUCGAUACUUAUUAACCUGUUGGAAAAUGCAAAAAUUAUUAUAUAUAUCGAUAAUUCUAUACAAGGAGAAGAAAAUUUUAGUAGAGAAUCUUCUGAAGUUUCUUCCAAAAUGUAA